Molecule: messenger RNA, 3148 nt
Organism: Coregonus sp. 'balchen'
Lineage: Eukaryota; Metazoa; Chordata; Actinopteri; Salmoniformes; Salmonidae
Source: the annotation of a GenBank genome assembly
AUGGCAGCCGCUGAAAGCACUAGCUUGUCACCAAGUCAGUCAGAAGAACCGCUUAAACUAUCAGAUUUAUUAGAUCGGGGAUGGAAACUAUAUGGGGAGGUGGACACCACAAAUGAUCACAUCGCAGCUACCCAUAUCCAGGUUAAAAUCAAGCGUGGGAUAACGCAACUGGAAGAGGCAACGCGGAUGGUUGCCCAGCUCGACUUGUUCAGGUAGCUAACGUUAGCUAGAUAUAGAUCGCUAGCUACUCAAGCUAUGAUGACUAGCCAGAUAUCCCGGUAGCUAGUUACUGUCAUGUAUUGGGCAUGAUUAUGUAUAAAAUUGUAUAGUCAGCUUGAUAACGAAUAGAUUCCACCUUAAAGUUGCUUGACAGUUUAGCUAACUAGAUACUUUUGCUGGGCUAGGCUAAAUCGUAAACAAUCUAGGUAGCUAGCUAACGUUAGCUAAGCUAAGGCCAUACAAUGAAGGUGAUGCUGCAUGUUCAUUCUUGUUCAUUCUUCAUGUUUGUUUUUUAGCCGAAAUGAAGAGUUGGAGGAGGUGGCAACCACAGAUCUGAAAUAUCUGAUGUUGCCUGCCCUCCUGGGGGCUCUUACUAUGAAGCAAGUGAACCUGGCAAAACGAUUAGAGCAGGUUCAGAUAGCUAGAUGUUACUUUUUGGACUUCUUGAAAAGAUGUAAGGAGUAUAACAUAUCAAAGUUUGAACUACCCAACACCAAUGAAAACUCUGCUGGCACACUGGAAGAAGAGUCAGCAAAUGGGCCCCCCAAACCUCCGGACUUGAUUGCGAUGGCGACAGUAAGAGCUGCAAAGAUAGAAAGGUAUCAGAAACAUCUGCUUUUCAAAAAGCAUUGUUUUGAUUCAGGACUGCACAAGUAAUAUUUAGGCCUAUGCUUGAAGGUCUAGUACCUGUCACGCACCUCUUAAAAUAUGUUAUGUCCCUCAGCUAUUUAACAAAUUAAACAUCUGUCUUGUUCAUUUUAUAAUGGCAAUUCAUCUGCACCCAAAUUGUUCUGAUGACUCUUAUUUAUUGUGCUAUACUCUGCAGAUACAACCAGAGGAAGGACACUGAGGCCAAGCUAUCAGAGAUCAAGGCAGCAGUGGACAGUGGGCAGGCAGACGACGAGAUAGUUAGAGACUUCUACCUCCUCAACUUGAGGAAAUGGAUUUCUGUAUCCCUGGAGGAGAUUGAGAGCAUUGAUCAGGAAAUGGAGAUUUUGACCAGGAUGGAUGUUCUACAACAGGUACAUGGAUUUGAAGAUGUAACUAAUCUCAUUCACCAAUGACUAAUUGAAAGAGUAUUGUUUUCUGAUGCUCUUUAUAUGUUCCAUGUGCAGAGUUCAGCAGAGCCAUCACAAUCUAAAAGGCCUCCCAUGAAACCCUUCAUUCUCACCAAAGAUGCUGUUCAGGCUCGGUAGGCACCUGCUCAAACUUAUCAUUUAUUUUCUCAUUCAGCAAAUAUUUAUGUAAAAUAUUUAGCUGUUUUCCUGCUCACAAAAUAAGUACUAUGUCCAACCUCCCUUAUGAAGAUUACAUAGCUACUUGCUUAUUAUAUGACAUGAAGUAAAUAGUUGAUGAAUGUGUAAAAAUGUGUAAUUUUUCAUUUCAGAGUGUUUGGGGCAGGCUAUCCCAGCCUACCUACUAUGUCCGUGGAUGAGUGGUAUGAGCAGCACAGGAAGAAAAAUGCCUUGCCGGACCAGGGGAUCCCUCGCAGCGCUGGUAGGGUUAACAGAGAUGUUCAUAAUCGUUUUCUAUUUACAGUUAACUGUAUGUACCUAAAUUGUUUUGAGGAAAAUUAAAACGGUCAUGAACCAUGUUUUAUUUUUCACCCUGUCUCAUUCACCAAAUGCAAUUUGUCCCCCCUUCAGAGGACGUUGAUGCAGAAGAGCGAGAACAAGAAGAGAAAGAGAAGCGGGUUGAAAAUGAUGACGAGGAGGCCUUGCAGAAAGCUAGAGACUGGGACAACUGGAAGGAUACACAUCGGAGAGGCUAUGGGAACCGUAAAAACAUGGGCUGACAACCCUCAAACACAGCAACAGCAACCGUGCCAAACCUGGUCUGCAUUCCCUCUUAAAUACAUUUAAAAAAGUUGCCAGUGUAUAUGGAAAGAUGGCCUUGAAGAAAAGGGAGGUUUAUACAAUCCCAGACAGAAACUGUUCAUAAGUGUCUGUUUAUGGUCUCUUUUUAUUUUGAUGCUGUAAAUCACGGCUUUCAUUGUGGCCAUAUCAGAGGAACAUUAUUUAGUGGUAGCCAUUAAUAUGAUCUGCAGGCUCAAUGCAAAUACACAACCAAGUAUUGACACGAAGGCCCAGUCUCUGUUGAGACAGCGCAGUGCUGUGCUUAAGAAGAUUAGUAAGUGAAUUUGAUGAUGAAUGGUUUAACAGCUGCUCCCAAACAGAGUCAUAUUUCCUGAGAGUAUCCAGCAGCACUUAAACUGUUGUGACUUGUGAAAUGCCCUAGAAAGGUGGUGGUAACACUCUACAGGUACAACAAAUUGAUAUUGUAUUUUGUCAUCCAUACUUCAUCUGAUUGGUUAUGUUAGCUCGUGCUUAUACCUGGAAGAAGCCCCAUUAUUAAAACAUGUUUCCUCUGAUCGAUGUCCAUUGUGAAACUGAAUAAUGGUUUGCUAUGCAGGUGUGAUGUUAGAGCCACUCCCUUUUCAUCUUGUUUUGCUCUUUGUUAAAGAACUGUGUGUGUGAAAGGCAAUUUGCUCUUCUCAAAAGUAUGGCUGACUCAUUUUAUUUCUUUUUGACAGACUUGGUGGAUUCCUUUGUCAGAGUUGAUAACUCUUGGUCUAUUUUUCCACAAUAGCAGGAAUUCUGUAUGGUUCCCACUGUAACAACAAAUUAUUUGAGUGUUUUGUACUUUUUCCCCAUUUUUUCUUAAAGAAGUUGCUAGUGCAUUGGAAAUAUGGAUACGAUCCAGAAUAAAUAUGAUACAGUAAGCUGCUAUGGUCAAGCAAAUUGUUAUUGACACAUUGAUAUUCACACAUACACAAAAUGUGCAUUAAUCAAAAUCAUAUAUUGAACACGACUACUAUUGCUCCCAUGUAACUUGAUAUGUGUAUUUUGGUGAAAGCAUAAAUUGUGAUCUCAAAAUGUAUUUCGGUUUCCCAGCCAAUUAAAUCAAUGUAUUGUACAUCCUCACUAAA